Fusarium odoratissimum NRRL 54006 is the source of this 1641-nucleotide messenger RNA. RefSeq lists its product as uncharacterized. Bases 1044 to 1379 code for a protein of 111 amino acids. Lineage: Eukaryota; Fungi; Ascomycota; Sordariomycetes; Hypocreales; Nectriaceae. The transcript is spliced from 2 exons. The record is from RefSeq and is a predicted model, not a curated record.
AUCUCAAUAUCAGGGGUAUAAGCAGUCUCUUUCUGCACUCAAGGGAAUAAGAAAGCACACAUUUUAGUGGAGGAGGGGUUGCGGUUCGUGAGCAGGUUUUUUUUUCACGUGUUCAAGGAAACAUGGCAUGGUCAAUGCUGAAUCGAUGAUCCGAUCCCCGAUGGAAACCCAAUGUUUUGUGGGAAUAUACUUAUAGAUGCGCCUUUUAUUUUUGUUCAAGAUGUUGUUCAUGCAAUAGAUUCCGAGCAUACGACCUGGUGACUUAAGCAAACUCCAAAUGCCAUGGCCGUUCCUCGUGUGCCGGUUUUCUUGUCUUUACCUCUAAGUCCUCAUACCCGUUUUGUUUGAUAUGCUCAAGGUACUAAAGUUUGGCCUCUUUACUGACAUGUCCUAUGUAGCGCCAGCACGUCGUGCCAAUUAUAUGAAUAGCAUGAUCUUGUACAUCGCAUCAACAGCUCUGGACUCACUGACACACUUCACACCAAACUUGCUGCCUCGAUAGUACCUAUGCAGUCUCCGAUUCUCCCGGUCGUCCUGCCAGUCCGAUGAAGUAACACUGCGGAUGGCGUUUGUCGGCUGCUUCCUGUUGUGGUCGCUGUCGAGACAUGGCCAACACAUUGGAUCCCUUGGUGGAAAGAAGACUGCGGAGUGUCUAUUGGCUGCGGAGAGAGGUUGAAAAUGGAUGUAUACCUCCAAACACAAGCACCACAUGUGGGUUGCUGCAGUAGAAAGUCCAUCUUGCGGGCUUCAUUCUGUCAUUUAUCGUAUUUGAGGUCUCAACAUUGCACCGAUACGAGGGAUGUUGAUCGAUGAAACGUCUUACCGCUCGUGUUGCACUUCAUUUUGAUAUCACGGGCUGCUCGCAUCUGAUACUCUUGCCAGCUCAACACUGGGGCCCUGUACUUCAACACUAAACCUUAGGAAGCUCUUUUGGCCGGCAAGUUCGGUGUAAUCCCCCACAUCGCAGGCAUCAUUUGAAUCAGUCUGGGUUACUACACAGUCAGAGAUUUGUGAUCAAAUUCAGCUUGAUUGUUGGACAGUGGAUGCCUAUUGGGCAAAGAAAGGUGAGGCGGUUUGCCUGCUGGCAAGGUGUGUAUUCACCAUUAGAAGCUAUUGGGUCAGAAGUGGGAGCGAGACUUGAACUCUGCGGUGGAAAAGUUGGUAAGAUCGCGCCAAGGAGUUUCUACACUUUGAGAGUGUUUGUUCGGAUGCCGUUGGCCUGCAGUGCGACCCUGAAUUUGCAGACAUCAAAAUUGAGGCUGACGAAGUUUGAAGAUCAACUGUCAAUGGAAAUAGGUGGGUGGGUACCAGUGGAGGUGUUGGCCUCAGACCCACCAGCAGCGAAUUUAGCGCCUCUACAUAGGGGACGGGAACACUAGGGUAGUGGAGGUGGAAGAUCAUCUGGGGUUGUAAACGAAGAGAACUUCAAACGACGACGAAGAAUAGGUACCAAGGUACCUUAGCUACUGGUCCUCACUACAUCGAAAGGUUGAAUAAUACUGCAAACCUGAGUAAGACUGAAGGUCCUACUGUACUUUCGUACUCACAUGAGUGGAAAAGAUCAACAAUGUAUUGGCUGCCUGGUAACUAUGUAGGCUAGUGGACAGUCAUAUUCAUUGUCAUCUGCAGCAUCAGUCAGGG